ACGAAGUUUCUAGAUGUAUCCCAAUCAAACAAUAUAUAAGUCAUUUUGAAUCAGUCAAAAUAAUCAUAAUCUCCAGAAAAAUCAUUCUCGUGUAACCUUAAAAAAUGGGUCUACUAGAUCUUGAAAAGCACUUUGCUUUCUAUGGUUCUUAUCACAGCAACCCAAUUAACAUUGUAGUUCACAUAUUCUUUGUUUGGCCUAUCCUCUUCACCGCUCUUCUUUUCUUCUACUUCACCCCUCCUAUUUUCUCCCCUCCCCAAACACUACUUAAUGUUAUUCCUUCUUUCUUGAUUUUCAACUUCGGUUUCUUCUUCGCCAUUUUCUACGCUCUCUUCUACGUUGCUUUGGAUAUUAAAGCUGGUUCCUUCGUAGCUCUUCUUACUUUACUUUGUUGGGUUUCUUCCAGCUUCCUCGCUAAUUCCAUCGGCUUUGAUCUCGCCUGGAAGGUUGGGCUGGUUACUCAGUUGUUUUGUUGGACAGCACAGAUUACUAGUCAUUUUGUGUUUGAGAAACGUGCACCGGCUCUAUUGGACAACCUUGCCCAAGCUUUUUUAAUGGCUCCUUUCUUCGUUGUUCUUGAGAUUCUCCAGAAAACAAUAGGAUAUGAACCGUAUUCUGGGUUUGAGAGAAAUGUGAAGGCAAGGAUAGCUACUAAUAUCAAAGAAUGGAAGGGCAAGCAGCGGAAGAAAGUUACUUAGCUUACAAAAGAUUGUUAGAAAAGGAAAUAAAGAAAACUAAUAAUUUAUAGGAAUCUAGAUAAGAUGGAUGUUGUUGAUCAAUAUUUGGGGAUAAUGAAAAUGUUGACGUAUUCGUA
Messenger RNA from Lathyrus oleraceus (garden pea), 814 nucleotides. RefSeq names its product 2-hydroxy-palmitic acid dioxygenase MPO1. Bases 105 to 698 code for a protein of 197 amino acids. Lineage: Eukaryota; Viridiplantae; Streptophyta; Magnoliopsida; Fabales; Fabaceae. The transcript is spliced from 4 exons. Gene Ontology annotation, biological process: sphingoid catabolic process. Gene Ontology annotation, cellular component: endoplasmic reticulum. The record is from RefSeq and is a predicted model, not a curated record.